Messenger RNA from Cuscuta epithymum, 3426 nucleotides. The record is from the annotation of a GenBank genome assembly. Lineage: Eukaryota; Viridiplantae; Streptophyta; Magnoliopsida; Solanales; Convolvulaceae.
UUCUUGAAAAUCAAAACACCCGCCCCUCCUCUCUUCUUCCUUCGACGAUCAUAAGCACAAGCAAAGAUAAUUUCUGAUUUUACUUCCUCCACCAUGGAUUUUUACAUGGACGAGAGCAUGGUGAGAAACGACCCUGAGUUUUGGGGCUUGUUGAAUGCUGUUCCCGGAGGUGGAGAAGCAGGAUACGCCGACGGACCUGGAGAACUCGACGGUGACGACAUGACUUGCGGAGGCGGGGAUGGGUCUGGGCAGAAAGCCGGAGGUGGAGAAGUUGAUGGACAGAAAGCCGGACGUGGAGAAGGUGACGUUGAGACGGACCUAGGCGGAGAGGAUGAAGGACAGACGUCGCCGGCGGCCAUGGACGUUGUUUCUGACCUUGGUAGGACUUCAUCUCAUGUUUUUAGUAGUUUAAUGAAGAUUAUAACAGCUUUCUUCUCACAGGCAUGUUCUUAUGUGUUUAUGUGUAUAAUUGUUUGUGUACGUAAAUAGUGGUGGAUACACAAUGUGUCUGUGUACCCCUAAGUUAGUUUCAACUGAUGCAUAUGUUUCUUCAAAAAUUAUACAUCAUGUGAAAGUUUAAAAUUGUCUGUGCUUACCCCUUAGUAGUAUUCAAAGUGUCUAUGAAGCUUUAGAAUUGUCUGUGUCUGUGCAAAUAUCACUGUCUGUGUGUACUAAAUUGUUUUAAACACAUGCAAACGUUCGGUGACACAUGCAAGUUGUAGAAGGUGUCACUUGUUUAUGUGUGUGUUUGUUUUUGUAUGAAAUCAGUGGAAGACUGAUUUGCUUGUGUAGUAUUCAACGGGUAUGUUAAAGUUUGGAAUUGUCUGUGUGUGCAUAUAUGACUGUCUGUGUGUAAGUUUAAGUGUGUUGAAAUGCAUCAAUAAAUGAGCAAUUUACCAUAACAGAUGGAGAAGGGUUGGUAAAGGAGAGUGAACUUGGUACAGAGCCAGAAGUUGGUAUGGAGUUUGAAAGCAGAGAAGCGAUCUAUGAAUUUUACAAAGCAUAUGGGAAGCGUUUGGGAUUUCCUAUAAGAACUAGGAGCACAACAAAAGACAAAAGAGGAAGAGAGAUUGUGUCAGUUGUACUGGAGUGUUCGCGGGCUGGUCAUAGAGGUAGUCAGUCAAAAAAUCAAUUGAAGCCCCAACCUUCAAUGCAAAUAGGGUGUGGAGCUAGACUACGUGCGCACGUAAUUUAUUCGGGACUUUGGCAAAUUUCAAAAGUGUUUCUACAACAUUCACAUCCUAUGAGUCCAACAAAGGCUAGACUAUUUCGGUGCCAUAGGAGGAUGACGCAUGGAAUGGCGAGGAAACUUGCAAUAAAUGAAGUUGCGGGAAUACGACUUAAUAAAAGCUUCACCGCGGCCGUUGUUGAAGCCGGCGGAUAUGAUCAACUUCCCUUCAUUGAAAAAGAUUGUAGGAACUAUAUAGAUAAAGUGAGACAACUUAGGCUAGGUAGUGGCGAUGCAAUUGCCAUUCAAGGUUUCUUUGCUAAAAUGCAAGACCAAUGUCCCGGAUUUUUCUUUGUAAUUGACUUAGAUGAGGAGUCAAGAUUGCGUAAUGUAUUUUGGGCCGAUAAUAGGUCUAGAUAUGCGUACAAAGAAUUUGGAGAUGUCAUAACAUUUGACACAACCUAUCUUACGAAUAGGUAUGACAUGCCUUUUGCACCAUUUGUCGGGGUAAAUCAUCACGGGCAAUCAUUGCUAAUGGGAUGUGGAUUAGUCUCUAACGAAGAUACACAAACCUUUGUGUGGUUGUUUAAAGCAUGGCUUGAAUGUAUGGAUGGAAUUGCUCCAAUGGGGAUUAUUACCGACCAAGACCGUGCUAUGCAAAACGCCAUUGCAAUUGUAUUCCCAAAUUCCAACCACCGAUGGUGUUUAUGGCACAUAAUGAAAAAGGUACCCGAAAAACUCGGAGGGGAUGCACAUAAAGAUGAAAUAUUGGAUGUUAUACAUGACUGCAUUUAUGAUUCACAAUACACCCAAGAGUUUGAGGAGAAAUGGCUUGACAUGGUUCAAAGGUAUGAAUUUGUAAUUUUUUAUCUUCUUCUGCCAGUAACUAUUUCUCUGCCUCAUAGACAGGUCUAUCUGUCAUAGACGAUAAAGUUUGUACGUCACAGACACAAUGUGUUUGUGGGCAGAGAAUAAGUUCUUUGUGAUUUUUUUUACAAACUUACUUUGUGCGCUUUAAAUGUGUUCAGGUUUGCACUUCAAGAGCAUGAUUGGCUUCGUGUGAUGUACAAUGAAAGAAAGCGGUGGGUACCAUGUUAUUUAAAGCCAACAUUUUGGGCCGGCAUGUCCACAACUCAACGAAGUGAGAGCAUCAACGCAUUUUUCGAUAAGUUUGUCAAUUCCAAAACCACUCUAAAACAAUUUGUUGAACAAUACGGAUGUGCUUUGCGUGAUAAGGUGGAAAAAGAAUUUCAAGCGGAUACUAGCUCAUUUACCAAAAUGAUUCCAUGUGUGACUAGAUAUCCAAUGGAAAAACAAGUGCAACAAAUUUACACCAUUUCUAAGUUCGCGGAGUUUCAAAGGGAAUUACUUGAAGGAAAGCUUUAUUGUGAUAUCAUUUUAUGUGAAGACGGUAGAAAAUAUACCGUGCAAGAGCAUAUGGAUAUUAAUGGAUUUAGGAAGAUUGUGAACUUCCAUAUUGACUUUGACCCAAUUACUUGUGUUGGAAUAUGUAGUUGUCAUUUGUUUGAGUUUAGGGGCAUGAUAUGUAGACACUUGCUUGUGAUCUUUGUUCGGCUUGAUAUACAUGACUUGCCCGAGGUGUACCUAAUGAGUAGAUGGAGGAAAGACAUGAAAAGGGCGUACCAACGAGUGAAAAUAAAUUAUGACGGGUGGAUUACAACGGUUGAACAACAACGUUUUGACAAGUUAUGUAAGACCUUUGAGUCUCUUGCCAACAUGGUUGCGGAUGAUGAGGCGAAAUACAGUGAAGUCCUCCUUUGGUUGGAAACCCAGUUGACCACAUAUACUCCUCCACUUAGCCAUUCUUGUAUUGUUGGCAACAUGACGCCACUUGAAGAGCCAAUAACAAAUAUUCGUGCCGAGGUCCCACUUCCACCUAUUGGAGAUCCGAAAAGUACGAAGCGCAAGGGAGCCCCAAAGAAAAACCGGGCCAAGGGUCCAUUAGAAAAGGGGAAGAAGAAAGGAAGGGUUAACAAGGAUAAUGCACGAGCCACAACCACAAGAAACCAACUUGGUAAUGGUGAAGGCCCUAGUAAUGCUGGAGCUAUUGUGCCAAUGUUGUACUCUACUGGUUUAGAUUUAAAUUUAUGUUUGAUGUGAAUACAUGUACUAUGAUGUAUUGGUUUUUGUUAUAUCAUCAAUCAAUGUUUUGAGUCACAAACAAUAUUAUGUCCUCAUAGUCAGAUCGGUGUUCAGCCACAAACAAGGAAGUCGACUCAUAGACACAAUAAUAACAC